AUGGAUGGAGAUGACGGCUUCGAUUAUCUGUUUAAGAUAGUAUUAAUAGGAGAUAUGGGGGUAGGGAAGACCUGCGUUGUUCAACGCUUCCGAAAUGGCACAUAUGUGGACAGGCAAGGAACUACGAUUGGCGUUGAUUUUACAAUGAAAACUCUAGUCAUAGAUGGAAAAAAGGUUAAACUGCAAAUUUGGGAUACCGGUGGUCAAGAGCGAUUUCGAACGAUCACACAGUCAUACUAUCGAUCUGCCAAUGGGAUUGUUCUAUGCUACGACAUCACAUGUAAACAAUCUUUCACUAGUCUGCAGAGGUGGAUAGAUGACGUGUCCAAAUUCGCUGCUCCAAAUGUUGUAAAGUUGCUCGUUGCAACCAAGUGUGAUUUAGAGGAACAGCGAGUAAUUGAGAGCGAAGAAGGUGAAAUAGUGCAGAGGGCGAAUGGUAUGUUUGCAAUGAUUGAGACGAGCGCAAAGAGUAACGUGAACGUGGAUGCCGCUUUUCUGGAGUUGGCUACCAUUCUGAAACGACAGUACGACCAAGGAGUGCAUCGUGACUCAGCAAGUACCGAUACGUUCCGACUAGGAUCCGGAGGCACGACGCCUAUUGGAACCACGUGGCAACAGUGUUGUCAAUGGUACUAG
Necator americanus (New World hookworm) is the source of this 636-nucleotide messenger RNA. RefSeq lists its product as uncharacterized. NCBI's taxonomy places the organism in Eukaryota, Metazoa, Nematoda, Chromadorea, Rhabditida, Ancylostomatidae. Bases 1 to 636 code for a protein of 211 amino acids. Gene Ontology annotation, biological process: cellular response to insulin stimulus. The record is from RefSeq and is a predicted model, not a curated record. The transcript has 8 exons. Gene Ontology annotation, cellular component: recycling endosome; insulin-responsive compartment; Golgi apparatus. Gene Ontology annotation, molecular function: GTP binding; GTPase activity.